Acanthamoeba castellanii str. Neff is the source of this 702-nucleotide messenger RNA. RefSeq names its product DUF1264 domain protein. Lineage: Eukaryota; Discosea; Longamoebia; Acanthamoebidae. The record is from RefSeq and is a predicted model, not a curated record. Bases 1 to 702 code for a protein of 233 amino acids. The transcript is spliced from 7 exons.
AUGACCACGGAGUGGCUCAAACUCAAGGCAGCCGAGGCCGGCGCCAGCCUCCUACAGUCCAAAGCACCGCUCGAGCAGGUCCACCUGCACCUGUGCGCGCUCCACUUCUACUCGGGGGACGUCAAGCGUCAGGUGGAGGCCCACCACUACUGCUCCUGCAUCAACGACGAGGUCCACCAGUGCCUCAUCUUCGACUCGAACGAGGAGAACGCGCGGCUGAUCGGCGUGGAGUACGUCGUGUCCGAGCGUCUGUUCAAGACCCUCCCCGAGGACGAGAAGAAGCUGUGGCACAGCCACCACUAUGAGGUCAAGUCGGGGAUGUUGGUGCUCCCGGGCGUACCAUCGGUAGCGGAGCACAAGUUCAUGGAGGGGUUCAUCAAGACCUACGGCAAGGUGUUCCACUUCUGGCAGGUCGACCGCGGCGACCCGCUGCCCAUGGGUCCGCCACGUCUCAUGAUGGCCCUCACCGCCGACGACCAACUGGACAAGGGCCUGCUGGACCGAGUGCACGGCAAGCUGGGCAUCGACACGGAGGCCUGCCGCAAGGGACGCGAGGACAUCCCCGUGCCCGAGGUCGAUCCUGGCGCCAACUCGUGGGAAAAGGGACCAGCCUACCAGUUCGAGCUGAAGGAGGCGGCCACCACCACCAUGCCGACCGCUCUGCCGGGGGCUGGUGUUUAUGGGUCCAGCGCGUCUCUCUAG